Prosopis cineraria is the source of this 6063-nucleotide messenger RNA. Its product is annotated as protein NETWORKED 1D-like. The record is from RefSeq and is a predicted model, not a curated record. The transcript has 7 exons. The coding region runs from base 829 to 5865 and encodes 1678 amino acids. Gene Ontology annotation, molecular function: actin filament binding. NCBI's taxonomy places the organism in Eukaryota, Viridiplantae, Streptophyta, Magnoliopsida, Fabales, Fabaceae. Gene Ontology annotation, cellular component: plasma membrane.
CUCUCUCUCUCUCUCUCUCUGUGUGUUCCUCUGGUAAUCCCAACUCCCAUGUGCACGCCUGCUCUCUCUCUCUCUCUCUCUCUCUCUCUCUGCUGCUUCCACACUCAUACGCUCCUUCAGUCUCGGCGACACAUCUCAUCAUUAGUUUCGCUCUCCAUCACUAACCUUACACCUCCUCACACACCUUUCUCUCUGAGUUAUCUCUCUCGCGCAUCGCACUCGUUCUCGACUCGUUCAGCGAUUUACUCGCCUCUCACGGCUUCACGUACGCUUGCUUCUUCUCCCACGAGUUUAUACGCUUGUUUCUUCUCUGAUCUCUCUUGCCUUCGUACUGGUUCGCUCACGGUGGUUCGCUGAAUCGCACAUCUCGUCUGAUAUGUCGAAGCAGCUGGGAUCUCAUCCGGUCUGUCUCAUCUGCUAAGGAGAUACUUAAUUUCCGGCGGAGUCUGGUUUAGGAAAUAAAUGGAGUAUCAGAUUCAUAUUGAUCCUGAAAAUGUACUCAAACGUUCAGGACGACCCCAUAGUGCCCCAUAAAGCGCAAAAGCGAGCAGGAGACAGAAGCACAGACAGCAUUGUGGAAAGAAAGAUCUGGCCACCAUGGGGUGAUCUAGGGAAUGGAAAAGAAAACGAAAUAAAAUAGAAAAAGAAAGAUUAACAGCUGAAGUUGUCCGUCGCGGCCGGUAAUAAUAGGAACGGAACGGUGAAACUUUUUCCGGUAGUUUGCUGCAUAUAUUUCAAUCCUACACUUCUGCAGCCUGAGUUCAGUUGAUCAGACUGUAAGGUUCUGUAACAUCCUAAGAUAAGGAAGUUUUAUUGUUGGCCGGAGCGAUGGCGGUUGUGGCCCAUGCAGAUUCUAAAGGAAUGUAUUCAUGGUGGUGGGACAGCCACAUUAGCCCCAAGAAUUCAAAAUGGCUUCAAGAAAAUCUAUCCGAUAUGGACGUAAAGGUGAGGCAAAUGAUUAAGCUUAUAGAAGAAGAUGCAGAUUCCUUUGCGAGGAGGGCAGAAAUGUAUUAUAAGAAACGCCCAGAGCUCAUGAAAUUGGUUGAAGAGUUUUACCGCGCAUACCGUGCAUUGGCUGAGAGAUAUGAUAAUGCCACUGGAGUGAUCCGUCAGGCUCAUCGCACCAUGGCUGAAGCAUUCCCCAACCAAGUCCCUCCCGUGCCACCUGAUGAUUCUGAGCCGCGUACUCCAAAGACGCCUCACCCUCCAAGUGCAUUUCUUCACUCAGAUGAAUUGCACAGGGGUGUUCCUGUAACCUCUCCGUCUCAUUUCCAUGAUAUGAAAAGAAACGGCACUGUUAUUGAAGAACCUGAUUCUGAUAUUAGUGGAAGGGGUUUAAAGCAGUUCAAUGAUCCAUUUGUAUCUGGUGGACACUUGAAUCAUGGAAAAUUUGCAGAAGGCCGAGCUAGGAAGGGUCUUAAUUUUCUUGAUGCAGAUGAGCAGAGUAAUGAUACUCGGAGUCAAGGUUUGUCCGAGUCUGAACGGAUGGCUAGAACUGAGACAGAAAUUUUGGCCUUGAAGAAAGCCCUUGCUAAAUUAGAAAGUGAAAGGGAAGCUGGCUUGCUUCAGUAUCAGCAGAGCAUGAAGAGACUGUCAAAUCUAGAAUCAGAAGUUUCUCACACGCAGGAGAACUCACGAGGACUUGAUGAACGAGCAAACAAAGCAGAAUCUGAAGUUCAAACCUUGAAAGAUGUGCUUAUAAGAUUACAGGCUGAAAGGGAAGUUAGUCUUGUUCAGUACCAGCACUGCUUGGAGAAAAUUUCGAAUCUGGAGAACAAAAUUUCUUUGGCUCUAAAGGAUGCGGGAGAAUUUGAUGAACGAGCCACCAAAGCUGAAAUAGAAGCUGACUCGCUCAAGCAGGACCUUGCAAGAGUAGAGGCUGAAAAGGAAGCUGCCCUUGAUCAAUAUAAACAGUGCGUGGAGACGUCAUCAAAAUUGGAGGAGAGGCUAAUACAGGCUGAGGAGAAUGCAAAGAGGAUUAAUGAGCAAGCUAACAAAGCUGAAAAUGAACUCGGGGCCAUGAAGUUGGAAAUUGCUAAGCUUACAGGAGAGCAUGAUGCAGCCGCUCUCCGUCAUCAGCAAUGUUUGGAUAUAAUUUCCAGCUUAGAGCAUAAACUCUCUUGUGCAGAAGAGGAGAUGCGUAAGCUAACUUGCAAUGUGCAGGAUGAGGCUGAAAAGUUAGAGUGUUCUGAACAGAAGUGUCUUUUCCUGGAAACAUCCAAUCAAACUCUCCAGUCUGAAUUGCAGUCCUUAGUGCAAAAGAUGGGUUCUCAGAGCGAAGAACUUAAUGAGAAGCAAAAGGAAUUGGGAAGGCUUUGGACUUGCGUGCAAGAGGAGAGGCUACGAUUCAUGGAGGCAGAAACUGCUUUCCAAAAUCUUCAGCAUUUGCAUUCUCAAUCUCAGGAAGAGCUUAGAUCUCUUGCCGUCGAGCUUCAGAAUAAGGCUGAAAUUUUGGAGAAUGUGGAAUCCUGUAAAAAGGCUUUAGAGGAUGAAGUACAAAGGGUCAAGCAGGAAAACCAAACUCUGCAAGAGCUCCAAUUAUCUUCAUCUUUGUCUAUUAAAAAUUUGCAGGAUGAGAUAUCAAAUUUGAGGGACAACAUAGCAAAACUUGAAGAGGAGGUUAAACUGCGGGUGGAAGAAAGAAAUUCUCUUCAGCAAGAAAUUUACUGUCUUAAACAGGAGCUCAAUGAUGUCAAUAGAAGGCAUGAAGCUGUGAGGGGCGAGGUGGGGUUAAAUGGACUUGAUCCACAGUGCUUUUUAUCAUCAGUGAAAAUUUCGCAGGAUGAGAACUCAAAGCUGAAGGAGGCAUGCGAGGCUGACCAAAGUGAGAAAGCUGCUCUUCUUGAAAAACUAGAGAUCAUGGAUAAACUUAUGGGAAAAAAUGCUGUAUUGGAGAACUCCCUCUCCAACUUGAACAUUGAGUUAGAGAGUGUCAGAGGAAAAGUAAAAUUGUUAGAAGAAACAUGCCAGUCUCUAUUGCUGGAGAAAUCUACUUUUGCUUCUGAGAAGGCCACCUUGUUUUCUCAGUUGCAAGCUACAAUUGAGAAGCUAGAGAAGCUUUCAGAAAAGAACAAGCUUUUGGAAAAUUCUCUAUAUGAUGUAAAUGCUGAACUUGAAGGACUCAGGGUAGAGUCAAAAAUCUUAGAGGACUCAUGCGAGUUACUUGACCACGAGAACUCUAGUCUCAUUUCUGAGAAAGACACUCUACGUUCACAGUUCAUCACCACUCAUCAAGCACUGAAAAAUCUAGAGCAACAACGUAGUGAAUUGGAGAUGAAGCAUUUGGAAUUAAAAGGAGAAAAGGAAUCUGCACUUCAAAAGGUCGAAGAGCUACUGGCUUCCUUAUAUGCUGAGAGGGAAGAGCAUUCCAGAAUUGUGGGGCUCAAUAAAAUUCAAUUGGCUGAGAAGGAAUUAGAAAUCCAUGUUCUACGAGAUGAUGCAAAAUGCCAGAAAAAGGAAUACGAGGAGGAACUAGAUAGAGCUGUAAACGCUCAAAUUGAAAAUUUCAUCUUACAGAAUUCUAUCCAGGAUAUGGAAGAAAAGAACUUCUCCCUUCUGGUUGAAUACCAGAGGCUCUCGGAGUCAUCCAAAAGGUCUGAAGAACUGAUAUCUAAAUUAAAGAAAGAAAAUGUCCAAAAGCAGGUUGACAUGAAUUCUCAGUGUGAAAAAACUAGGAUACUAAGGAAUGGGUUGCUUCAGGUUCUGAAGACUCUUGACAUCAACCAUGAACAUUUCUAUGGAGAUGUAAUUGAAGAAGAGCAGAGACUUCUGAACACUAAACAUGGCAAACUUCAGGAAACGCAAAAUUCUGUAGUUACAGAAUUCAAUGAAAGCCAGCAACUAGCCAUUGAAAAUUCAGUUCUUGUUGCACUAGUUGGGCUGUUGGAACCAAAGGUGCAAGAGCUUGUGACAGAUAGAGCUGACCAGGAUGAUGAGUUGAGGAACCAAUCUGUGCGAUUCAUGGCAUUACAAGUAGAGUUACAACAGAUACUGGAGAAGAAUGAGGAAUUGAAUUUGACAAUAGCCAAGGGAGAAGAGAGAAUGCAAGUAAUGGCAACUGAGAUAGAGAAUCUACGGAGGCAGCUGUCAGACUUGGACGAAUUGUACAGUGACUUGAAGGAAGAAAGUUGCAAAACAUUUGAAGAGAAAACAUCCUUGAUGAGAAGAUUCGUAGAUCUUAAUGAAGAGAAAAUUAACCUGGAAGAAGAGAUCCAAGUCACGAUUUGCCAGACAAUAGCUCAAUCCAUUAUAUCUCUGAUCUACCAAAACAUUGUCUUUGAAAAACUCCUCGCACUUAAGGAGUUAGGUGAAGAUCUUGAUGAACUUUGUUCAAACCAUAAUGACCUUGAAAAGGAGUUUAGACAAUGCGAAAGUCAGGCUGCCACACUCUAUGCUGAAUUGCAGAUUUCUACUAUCAAUGAAACCGUAUUUAAAGAAAGGGUUUGGGACCUAGUAGAUGCAUGCAAGAACCUUGAAAAUGGAAGGAACUCCAAAAGUAUGGAAAGCCAAAGGCUGAAAGAAAGAGUGAGAAAAUUAGAAAGUGAAAAUGGGAGACUACGUGAUCAAUUGGCCAGUUUUGGCCCAGCUGUCAGUGCUUUGGACAAUUGUAUAUUAUCGUUGGAGUUGCAGACUCUUGUAAUUACAAAAUCUCAUGACAAGGCAGAAGAAAAGGCUAGCAAUUUGGCGCAAAAACAAUACGCUGAAGGAAGUGAGCAAACAAGUAGAGAUCAGAUUACGGCACCAGUUUCCCUUCCAGACUUCCAACACAUGCAGAAAAGGGUCAAUGCAAUUGAAAUGGCUGUGAAACAAAUGAAUGGAAGUUUCAAACGGAGGGACAAGCUCAAGGACAUUCAAGAAUUAAAAUCUGGAAGCAGCCGGCAUGUAGAAAAUACUCAAAUCAGCAAGCACAUUACUCUAAUGGAUGAAGCAGAGGAUAAACUCACUGAUGAAAAGGUGAUAGGGAAAUCAGUGCCAGCAAUCCAGUACGCAGACAACGAGGUUCUCCCCAAAGACAUCAUGCUCGAUCAAAUGUCCGAAUGUUCAUCGUACGGGCUAACAAGGAGGGAAACUCUUGAAGCUGAUGAUCAGAUGCUGGAGCUAUGGGAAACUGCAGACAGGGAUAGCAGUAUUGGUCUAACUGUUGGAAAGUCGCAGAAAACGGCCACCAGACCAUCGAAUCACCAUCAAAGAAGAGCAAGCAGGGAAUCCAGAAUUAAAAUCCCCUCCACAGAGUCACUGGUUGAGAAGGAACUGAGCGUGGACAAAUUAGAGAUCUCAAAUUCAAGAAGAUUCACGGAGGCGCGUGAAGAAAGCAGCAAGCGGAAGUUACUAGACAAACUCGAUUCAGAUGCACAAAAGCUCACAAACCUUCACAUCGUGGUACACGACUUGAUGAAGAAGGUAGAGAUCACCAAACAAAUCCCAAUGGGAAAAGACAUUGAGUACGAUACAGUUAAACGUCAGCUUGAAGCAGCCGAAGAAGCCAUCACAAAGCUGUUCGACGGAAACCGCAAGCUGCUGAGAAAAGUGAGAGACGGUACGGUGUCGUUUGGGGGGAAGCGAGCAGGAGCAACAGAUUCAGACGAGAGCAGCGGAAGCGUGAACAGAAGCAGAAGGAGAGCUGCAGAACAAGCACGAAGAGCAUCGGAGAAGAUAGGACGGCUUCAGAUAGAAGUGCAGAGACUGCAAUUUCUGCUUGUGAAGCUCGACGAUGAGAAAGAAAGCAGAGGGAAGGCGAGGAUCACAGAUCGAAGUCCAAGAGUGCUUCUGCGAGAUUAUCUGUAUGGAGGGACGAGAUCAAGAAUAAUCCACAGGAGGAAGAAAGCACCAUUUUGUGGAUGUGUGCAGCCUCCCACCAAAGGGUAGUUAGUUAGCUGUUUAGUCGUCUUGGAGAAAUCUAGAGCAGAAAUGAUCAGCAAUGUCUAACCGAUAACAUACAUUCUUUUUUUAAAAUAUAUUUUAUUCCCUCUAUUCCUUAGUUUAUUGUAGAGCUCUGGAGCUUAAUUGAACAUAUUUUACAAUGUUUUCUAUUAAUAGGGACAAUUGGGAAUUGAAUUGAUCUAA